This is a messenger RNA of Alternaria infectoria, 195 nucleotides long. RefSeq lists its product as uncharacterized. Lineage: Eukaryota; Fungi; Ascomycota; Dothideomycetes; Pleosporales; Pleosporaceae. The coding region runs from base 1 to 195 and encodes 64 amino acids. The transcript is spliced from 2 exons. The record is from RefSeq and is a predicted model, not a curated record.
AUGGCGAACCUUUCUUCAGCGAAAGAAACAAUCGCUAAGAUAGGACUGCUUGAAACCAAGUUUGGUGCUCAUACAGCGCUCGCACACGAUGCUAGCUGGCUGAAGAAGGGCACGGACCAGGUGCUCAUGUCACUGCUGGACGACGAGAUGCGAGUCGCAGCCCAGGAAAAGAUACCGUAUGAUGAGAUACCGUAG